Molecule: messenger RNA, 1075 nt
Organism: Brassica napus (rape)
Lineage: Eukaryota; Viridiplantae; Streptophyta; Magnoliopsida; Brassicales; Brassicaceae
Product: E3 ubiquitin-protein ligase MARCHF2-like
Exons: 3
Coding region: 312-1016 (234 amino acids)
Molecular function (GO): zinc ion binding
Source: RefSeq, a predicted model, not a curated record
GUACCAACCAAAUCUUCUGUUAGCUCGUGCUUACCGAAACAGACAGACAGACAAAUUGCAAAGAAGAAGAAACUUCAACCGAAGAGUAGCUGAUUAGAGUAACUGUAGCGACGUUUUCCCUCAAGGGAUCUCUGAUGCGAGUUUUUUUAAUUAUUUUUCUUCCGUUGAGGCAUAAAGCUGAAACAAAACGAGACCUUUGUUGAGAUUUUAUUGUUCCUCUGGUUCAUAAAGUUCGUCUCUUUUCUCUCAAGCGGAUCUGGAUUCUGGAACCUGGGAACUGAAAACCCUUUUGUCUUUUUUGGAGCAAAAAAAUGGACCCGGAAAGUUGUUUGAGAUCGAUCAGUGUUUGUGAAAGUUCGAGUGGAUCUGUGCUUGUCAAGGGUGAAACCAGUGACUCUGUCUCAAAACAUGUGUUGGUUGAACAAAGCGAGACUAAACGGCAACAACGAGAUGAAAAUGAUUCAAGAAUGGGCAAAGAUGGUGUUGGAUGCUGUAACGUUGUUCAUGAGGUAGAGAAGGAUACUUCAACACGUGUCUCAGCUUCUGUUCUUAGAGAGAGUGAUGCUUCAGCAAAGGAAAAGGCGGAGGAGUUCCACGUGGUGGAUUUGAGUAGUUGUGGAGGAGAAAGUGAUAAUGGGCAAAGUAUAUGCAGGAUAUGUCAUGUUGGGUCUGAUCAAACACCUGAUAGAGUUUCUGGUAAGACGACAGUAGUAACCCUGGAGUUGAUUCAGAUUGGUUGCAAAUGCAAAAACGAGCUUGGCCUUGCCCAUUUUCACUGCGCAGAAGCUUGGUUCAAGCUAAGAGGAAACAGUGUAUGUGAAAUCUGCGGCUGCACAGCGAAGAAUGUUACAGUUAGCUUGACAGAGGAGGAGUGGAGCGAAGUAUUAGUAGACACAAGAGUUGAUGAGAGAAGAAGACGUGGAAGUAGACAAUCUUGCUGCAUCCUUAUUGUUUUUAUGCUAACUAUCAUUCUGCUUCAUUGGCUAUUCAAAAAGUUUAGCACAAAAACCAAAUGAAUGAAUUUAGUUUUGUAAGUAUAUAUCUGUCUGGUAAUAUUAUCAUAAACGUUUUAAUC